Messenger RNA from Entrophospora sp. SA101, 816 nucleotides. NCBI's taxonomy places the organism in Eukaryota, Fungi, Glomeromycota, Glomeromycetes, Entrophosporales, Entrophosporaceae. The record is from the annotation of a GenBank genome assembly.
AUGAUGAAGUUUGUAAAACAUGGUAUAAAAUCUUUUAUACUUGAUUGUGAAGUUGUUGCAUGGGAUCUAGAAAAAGAUUGUCUUCUUCCUUUUCAAGUGUUAAGUACAAGGAAAAGAAAAGAUGUUAAAGGAUCAGACAUAAAAGUCAAAGUUUGUUUGUUUGCAUUUGACCUAUUAUAUCUAAAUGGAGAGUCACUUCUCAAGAAACCAUUAAUUGAAAGGCGUGAACUAUUGUAUAAUUCUUUUCAAGAAAUCAAAGGAGAAUUUGCCUUUGCACAUGAAAUUAUUGCAACUAACACUGAGGAAAUCCAAUCAUUUCUUGAUGAGAGUGUUAAAAAUAAUUGUGAAGGAACAGGAGAUUCUUUGGACCUUGUGGUUAUUGGUGCAGAUUAUGGAAGAGGAAAACGUACCAAUUUUUAUGGAACUUUUCUUCUUGCAUGCUUUGAUCCAGAUAAUGAAGAGUACCAAACAAUUUGUAAGCUUGGUACAGGAUUUUCUGAUGCAGAUUUAGAAACUCAUUACAAAUUCCUUAAGGAACAUGAAAUUGAAGGAGCUAAAAGUUAUUAUAAUUAUGAUAAAGCAACUAAACCUGAUGUUUGGUUUGAACCUUGUCAAGUCUGGGAAAUAAAAGCAGCAGAUAUUAGUAAAUCUCCUAUAUAUAAAGCUGCAAUAGGACAAGCUGAUCCAUCUAAAGGUGUUUCAUUACGUUUUCCACGUUUUGUUAGAAUAAGAACUGAUAAGAAACCUGAAGAAGCAACUACUAAUGAUCAAGUGGCUGAUAUGUAUAAUUCCCAAUUUAAUAAUGGUGCUGAAUAA